Molecule: messenger RNA, 1992 nt
Organism: Leptomonas pyrrhocoris
Lineage: Eukaryota; Euglenozoa; Kinetoplastea; Trypanosomatida; Trypanosomatidae
Product: putative protein kinase
Exons: 1
Coding region: 1-1992 (663 amino acids)
Biological process (GO): protein phosphorylation; signal transduction
Cellular component (GO): cytoplasm
Molecular function (GO): ATP binding; protein serine/threonine kinase activity
Source: RefSeq, a predicted model, not a curated record
AUGAUGAGCUCCUCGCAGAACGGUGCGCCACCGCCGCGCUCGUCGAAUCGUCCAGCUCGACCGUCGUCUUCGUCGUGCCACCAAACCAGUGGCAACAACGGCGGUAGCGCUCACAAGACGUCGGCCCAGCUCCCACGCACCGACACGCCUCUGUACAAACCUCUCUGCUAUUUGGGCAAAGGCAGCUUUGGCGUGGUGCUGCUGGCAGAGGACACACAUAGCGGUGAAAAGGUCGCCAUCAAACGCGUCCGCUACGAUCCGAGGCUGCACAACCGCGAAGUGACCAUCUUGAACUCCGUCCUCGUCGACCACAAGGCAUCAAGCAAGCUCAACGUAGCACCCUGCAGCGAUGCGAGCCGCAGCAGCUCACCACUUACCCCAUUUGCGGAGAAAAAUGUAGAGGAGUGGACCGGCAUUCACCACCCGAACAUCGUCGCGUUGAUGGACUCGUACGUUACCUACGAUCGCGCCCCGACGGAGGCGGACGCGACGGCCGCUGCGGCCGCGGCUGCUGCUUUCCACGCACAGAUGGCCGGUGUUGCUGGACAUCAUCCUGACAGCGAGUUUUUCUCGCAGAUGCACCAAUCUGCUGCUGCGGGGCCCGCCUACGCCUAUCUCGAGAUGGUCAUGAGCUACCUCCCUAUGGACCUCAACGCCCUCAAGAGACACUUUUACCGCCACCAUCUGAUGCCGACGGCGUCGUCGUCCACGCAGCUCUUCUCGUCCUCCGCUAAUGCUGCCGCGGCGAAGGCAGAAGGUGAGGCAGAGAACAACGAGGAGGGACGGGCGCCGCAGGUCUCGGCGUCUCCGCCGCGCGCCACCGGCAGACCUGUUUCCCCCAAAGUUGGUGCACACAUGCCGCUGCGGUGGGUGAAGAUUUUUCUCUUCCAGCUUGCGCGUGCGCUAGCCUUCAUGCAUGCCCACCAUGUCUGCCAUCGCGACAUUAAACCGGCCAACGUUCUCGUUGAUCCUGACACGGGGCGUCUUCAGCUGUGCGAUUUUGGCAGCGCGAAGGAGAUCCUGUACCCUACCAAGGAGAAGAACGUGUCCUACAUUUGCUCUCGCUACUACCGAGCGCCGGAGCUGCUCUUUGGCGCGCUGCACUACGGCUGUGAGGUGGACAUGUGGUCCUUCGGCUGCAUCCUCGCGGAGCUGCUGCGGGAAUCGGGCCGUCCACUUUUUCGUGGCUGCACCUCCGUGGAUCAAAUGGCGGAGAUCUUCAAGGUGAUGGGGGCGCCGUCGAAGCGGGAGAUGUACGCGAUGAACCCGCAGUGUGCCGAGGCGCUGCUGCGCACCCACGCGAUGCACAAGCCGCGGUCCAUGCCGGGGGCUGUGUUUGGGCCGCAGAGAGACGAGGUGCUGGGCGAGGAGGACGGGGACCUGCACGGUGGUUCCGGCCAUGCCGGGUAUGACGGCUUCAUGGACGACGACGAGGAGGAUGCGUUGGAAGGCGGCAACGCGGCAUCCACUGCCCGACACGCACCGAGCCCCUCUGCGCGCUCUGCCUUUCCUCAUCGUACCGAUGGUGGAGACGUGAGCGACGACGACACCCUCGUGCGAGACGAGAUGGCGAUGCCGUUUGAUGAGUACUACAACGUCCUGAAGGUGCGUGCGAUUCCGUGGAAGACGCUCUUUCCGGUCGACACACCGAAUGAGGCGGUCGCGCUGGCGACGGCGUUGCUCUGCUACGUACCGCAGAAACGCCUCUCUGCACUGGAGGUAGUGGAACACGCCUUCUUCGACGACCUCUUUGCGCCUGCUCCGUCGAGCGCAGCGGAAGGUGCCGCCGCGGAAGCGCACCGGACGGCAAGCACCGGUGCGGAGGAGGAGGAGAACGCGUCGCUGCGGAUGCCGAAUGGCCAGUUUGUGCCGCUGGAGAUGUUUCAGGUGACCGAGACGGAGCGCGAGCUAUUCACGGAGGCGUUUUUGGCAAAGAUGGCGCGACAGGCAAAGCUGGUCGCCGCUGCCAUGAAGAAAGAGGCACAGGGCUGA